UGAUGGGACAACAGUGAUUUCUGUAGCCUAAGCAACAAAGUCAUGAAGUUAUUUCAUAAAGUUCAUUAUAUCCUAAUACUUUUGAACAUAUUAAUUUAUUUUUUACUCAGUUUUUGUUUACUUAAAGAGGUUUUUUUUUUUCAUGCAAAUGACAGUGCAAGCAAAUUGAGGUAUGACGUAAUCCAGCGACGUUUAGGACAGCCAAUAGCGAGUGUCCUUACUGAGGAGCGGACAACAGUGGGCUCAGAAAGAACCAGGAGGUAACAGGGAGCGCACAUUUAUCAACAGUGGGAACAAGGGGAGGCGACGACCAAGCAAAACAAAGCAGUUUUUGUUCCAAGGAGCACCUGAACGGAUUUUUUGCUGCCUUGAUCAUUCGGAAGAAAUUACUAGGAUCGCUAAUUGCAAGGUGGACAGUCCGCUGCCUGGUCGCUCGUGGUAACGCUCCGCCAUGCCUUUCCCCUUUGGCAAGUCCCACAAGUCACCGGCGGACAUCGUCAAGCACCUGAAGGACAGCAUGACCGUGCUUGAGAAGCAUGACAUCUCUGAUAAAAAGGCAGAAAAGGCUGCGGAGGAGGUGUCAAAAAGCCUGGUGGCCAUGAAGGAGAUCCUCUACGGGACGAAUGAAAAAGAGCCUCAGACAGAGGCAGUCGCUCAGCUCGCCCAGGAGCUCUACAACAGUGGUUUACUCAGCACCCUGAUAGCUGACCUGCAGCUCAUUGACUUUGAGGGUAAAAAAGACGUAGCACAGAUCUUCAACAACAUCCUGAGGCGCCAGAUCGGCACCCGGACACCAACUGUAGAGUAUCUUUGUACCCAGCAGAAUAUCCUCUUCAUGCUGCUUAAAGGGUACGAGUCUCCAGACAUUGCCCUGAACUGCGGUAUCAUGCUGAGGGAAUGCAUCAGACAUGAACCUCUGGCUAAAAUCACACUGUGGUCAGAGCAGUUCUACGACUUCUUCAGAUAUGUUGAAAUGUCCACAUUUGACAUAGCCUCAGAUGCAUUCGCCACUUUUAAAGAUCUCCUCACGAGACACAAGAUACUGAGCGCAGAGUUUCUGGAGCAACAUUACGAUAAAUUCUUUAGUGAAUAUGAGAAGUUACUGCACUCUGAAAACUACGUGACGAAACGACAGUCGCUCAAGUUACUGGGAGAGUUGCUUCUGGAUCGGCACAAUUUCACCAUAAUGACGAAAUACAUCAGCAAGCCAGAGAAUCUCAAACUGAUGAUGAAUUUGCUAAGAGACAAAAGCCGCAACAUCCAGUUUGAGGCUUUCCAUGUUUUUAAGGUGUUUGUGGCCAACCCCAACAAGACGCAGCCGAUCCUGGACAUCCUGCUGAAGAACCAGACCAAACUCAUCGAGUUUCUCAGCAAGUUCCAGAACGACAGAACCGAGGACGAACAGUUCAACGACGAAAAGACUUACCUAAUCAAACAGAUCAGGGACCUGAAGAGGCCUGCGCCUCAAGAAGCCUGAGGGAGCUGUGUGCAGGACAGAGCCAUCAGUACCGGGUCUGGACCACAUCCAGACAGUGUGUACCUAACGGACCCAUCAGCAGCAGCAGUUCUGCUUUCUUCUGAACAAAAACUGAGAAACAACAACAACAAAAACGCUCUCAUCAACUCACCAGGCCGUCGCCAGCUCAUCUGCCCCUCAGACUUUUUUUUUUUGUUUUAGUUUUUAUUUUAAUAUGCUGCUUUUGUGCACAUCAAUACUUCAUUUUAACUCAACAGUCCAUCAAACAUUGGUCAUCUAACAUUGAUCCGUGCUCACGCUGCAGGAAAAUUACUCAGGACGUGUUUGAGACGGUACAAGCACGAUGAACGCCGCUCUGAUUGCUGCAUGCUGUGAAACGUGACCGAUCCAUGGCUGUACGCAGCGUAGGCGCCCUCACAGCAAGGCUGGCUCCCGCCUUUAAGGUCACCGACUCGACAACUUCUGCCACGUCGCAGCAGGCGCCAGAGUUCACAUGUAGGCUCCGAAUCGGCGGUGAAUUAUUUUUACAGAGAAAGGCUCUGAGUUCCUCCGUGCUGUGUCAUGAGGCAGUUAAAGCACAUCCAACAGGGGGGAGGGUUGGAUGGUACCAAUUAAUUACAGCCCAGGAUUUGGGUCGUUUUUAUUAUUAUUAUUAUUAUUAUUAUCUGGGGCAAGGUGAACAUGUACAUAAGCCUUUUUUUUUUCUUUGUAGAUUUUUGUUUAACAUGAAUAUAUAUUAUAUAUAUCACCUUAAACAAAACGUUUUUGGUUAAUUGUAAUCAAGUUGCAUUCGAAAACCAUAAAAGUGACGUUUUUUGCAUUUCAUUUACUGCUGAAGUGAUUGCUGGUGGGUUUGUUUGUACAUACAGUAACUUGAAGCACCGGCUCACGUUUAGCUAACCUAUAGGAACAUUAACAAUCUGUACAGCAGAGGAAUGUCAUUGUAAUAAUAGCUCUGGGUCUGUUAGACUCCUCCUCCUAACAUCUUACAUCAGACGUUUGCUGAAAAGGCAGGAGAGCAGUGAGAAGGGCGUGGCGGAGCUUUAACUCAAACAUUAACGCCUGUGUGUUUUGCACUUUGUACAGUGCUGGGUGAUCCGUUUCACCUGACUUGUGGUGAAAAGCACCCCCCCCCCCCACCCGGGUCAUUCUCACCGCCUCGGUUAGUCACUUCAGAGUGCCAUGUAGCCCCACAGUUUGCGUGCUGUAGGUGGGACCUGAUUUUGAUUUGAAGAAAUUGGGCAAUCGUUUAUCUUUAGCGUGAACCUUUUUCGUUGCAUUUGAGCCUUCGGAGCGUUUGUAAUUCCAGUACAAUGGUGAGUGUAAAGCAUUGUGGGUAGCAGAGAGCUUCAGGUGUGUUACAUCUCUGACAAAAACUGACGGAAGAGAUUUUCUUCAUUCUUUCUGCAGCGCGUGUUUCUAUAACAAAUCAAACAAACACUGCUCUUCUAUAAGAGCCCACUGUUCCUCUAUCCACAUUCAUCAGGCAUGUUGCCCCAUUGACUGUGCAUGAUGCUAUACUAAAAAUAUUGUACUGGAAUUGUUUCCGUUUACUCUCCGAGCAUUAAAAAAAAGAAGAAAAAAAAAAGACUGAACAAGUCUUGGCUGUGUGCUGACUUUUAACUGCAGUUUCAGCAGAGAGUGUGUGGGUGCUUUCAGAUGUGUCAAAGGCCUGGGCCCAACUAUAAAAAUAAUAAAAACAUUUGAGACUAAAUCAAA
Messenger RNA from Austrofundulus limnaeus, 3196 nucleotides. RefSeq names its product calcium binding protein 39 (gene cab39). Gene Ontology annotation, molecular function: protein serine/threonine kinase activator activity. Bases 452 to 1477 code for a protein of 341 amino acids. The transcript is spliced from 9 exons. NCBI's taxonomy places the organism in Eukaryota, Metazoa, Chordata, Actinopteri, Cyprinodontiformes, Rivulidae. Gene Ontology annotation, biological process: intracellular signal transduction. The record is from RefSeq and is a predicted model, not a curated record.